Messenger RNA from Actinia tenebrosa (Australian red waratah sea anemone), 1072 nucleotides. RefSeq names its product DCN1-like protein 2. Gene Ontology annotation, cellular component: ubiquitin ligase complex. Gene Ontology annotation, molecular function: ubiquitin conjugating enzyme binding; cullin family protein binding; ubiquitin-like protein binding. The record is from RefSeq and is a predicted model, not a curated record. NCBI's taxonomy places the organism in Eukaryota, Metazoa, Cnidaria, Anthozoa, Actiniaria, Actiniidae. Gene Ontology annotation, biological process: protein neddylation.
GUUUUCGCUGAGUGUAAAUACCGUAGGCUCAAGCAUCCUCAUGCAUAGAACCCGCGAAUGAAGCCAGGGCGGUUGAUAGAAGAAUUACUGUGAUGAGAGGAAAUGCACAGAUUAAAGUCCUCUCAACGUGAAAAAGUCAGGCAGUUUAUUGCCUUCACUGAGACCAACGAAAAAACAGCAAUAACUUGUUUGAACCAACAUGAGUGGCGGCUGGACAUUGCCUCAGAUAAUUAUUUCCAAAACCCAGAACGCUACUACACGGAAUCUAGAGUUGCAGUGGAUAAAAAGAAGAUAGUACACUUGUUUGAUCGCUAUAAGGAACAUGGGGAAGAAGACAAAAUUUUGGCUGAAGGAAUAGGCCAUUUUUUAGAAGACUUAAACUUAGAUCCUGCUAGCCUCAAAGUUCUGAUUAUAGCAUGGAAAUUUAGAGCAGCCACUCAAUGUGAAUUUACAAGGAAAGAAUUUACAGAAGGAAUGACAGAACUCAAUUGUGAUUCCAUUGAAAAACUGAAGAACAAACUCCCAUCACUAGAAUUAGAGUUGAAAGACCAAUUAAAGUUUAAAGAUCUUUAUCAAUUUACUUUCAACUUUGCCAAAAAUCCUGGACAGAAAAGUUUAGAAUCAUCACAAGCGUGCAAUAUCUAGGGAUACAUGGAAUCUCUUACUCGACUUCAGUAAUAUGAUAGAAGAUGAUAUGUCAAAUUACGAUGAGGAAGGAGCUUGGCCUGUUCUAAUAGAUGAAUUUGUAGAAUUUGCAAAACCAAGACUGACUCCUGGCAAACAGACAACCGUAUAACACCAAAGCAAAUUCCUUUUAUCCAAAUAAACCCAGUUUACAGACUGUUAAAUUUAACAUUUUUUAAUAAACUUUGUCUACACGAUCCUUGAAUAUGAGCUGUACUUAUAACAUUUUUGAGGAUCUCCAAAUAUUUGCAGUUAUGGGAAAAUUCAAUUUGUAUGGAUCAAGACAAAGAGUUCCAAUAUAUUUGUGGUAAMUAUAUGGGUAGGUGAGGUAGUAGUUUCCAUGUUAGCUGCUGUACAGUUGUGUAGAUAAAGUAAACUUUCUACUACA